Pogonomyrmex barbatus (red harvester ant) is the source of this 1664-nucleotide messenger RNA. RefSeq names its product leukotriene A-4 hydrolase-like. Gene Ontology annotation, biological process: peptide catabolic process; proteolysis. Gene Ontology annotation, cellular component: cytosol. Gene Ontology annotation, molecular function: epoxide hydrolase activity; metallopeptidase activity; zinc ion binding. NCBI's taxonomy places the organism in Eukaryota, Metazoa, Arthropoda, Insecta, Hymenoptera, Formicidae. The record is from RefSeq and is a predicted model, not a curated record.
UACAAAUCAAAUCAAGACUUAUAAAAUUUUAAAAAACAGAUGGCGCGAUAUAGCAUGCGCGAAGCGAGCGCUCAACAAGGUUUUACUUAAACAAAAAGUAUAACAGAAGUAAAUAAAUAUAACAGAAGUAAAUAAAAGACGAGAUGGUAAGAGAAAACAUAUAAUAUUGCGGCAAAAUGGACCAUGAUAUAUUUAACUUAGAUCUCUAUAAAUACCAAAUGUCGAAAAUUUUUGAAAAAAAUAUUUUUGAAGAAGAAAUCCAAAUCUCUCCACUAAAAUCUGGUCAUGUGGAUCCGUAUUCUUAUGCAAAACCAGAUCAUGCAGCUGUAACUUCCAUUUAUUUAGACAUAAAUGUGGAUUUUGAUCAGAUGAUUAUUAGAGGCACAGCAAUAUUGACUAUAAGACUGGAAACUUGGGCUACUGAAGUAAUUUUAGAUAACAAUGGACUCAUUAUAUUAAGCGUUAAAGAUUUUGAUAGUGGAAUUGGUUUAACAUAUUAUAUUGAUAAUUAUGAUUGUCUUGGAAGUAAAUUUACUAUUCUGUUACCAAAAUUUAUUAUUGCAAAAACUGAAUUUAAAAUUCAGAUUGAAUACAAAACAAAACCGAAUUCUCCUGUAUUUUAUUGGCUAAUGCCAGAACAAACCUCCGCUGCCACACAUCCUUUUCUAUUGUUUGACAAUCAGUAUACACAUGCUAGAGCUAUGUUUCCCUGUCAAGAUACACCAUCUGUCAAAUUUAACUUCUCUGCAAAGAUUUCAGUACCACCAGGUCUUAAAGUUAUAACGUCUGGGAAACGUAAAAAGAUUUCAAUGACUUUAUUUCAAUAUAUAUACGAAUUUUACGAAACAGCACCAAUUCCAUCUUAUGCGGUGGUCUUGGUUGUGGGUCGACUGAGAAAUAUUAUGACAUCAGCACAUCGCAUCAACAUACUUGCUGAACCAGAGUAUUAUAAGCAGAGUAAAAAAAUGUUAUCGUUGAUACAUAUUACACUAAACAAUAUCAAUGAUCUUUGUGGUUCUUAUCUUUGGGGUACAUGUAACAUAUGCGUGUUACCAUCAAGUAUUUCACUAUUUGAGGUAGAAAGUCCUUUUUUGAUACUCGUGCCACCGACUAUACUAGACGGAGAUAAUUCUUUAUUCGCCAUAGUUAUGAAGAGCAUUCCUUAUAAAUGGACAGGAAGUAUAGUUACGUGUACAAAUUAUGAAGAUUUGUGGUUGAAUAAAAGUUUUAGUCUGUUCAUUUGGAGAAAGAUUGUAAAUAUUAUGUUUGGCAAUGAAGUAAAGGAAUUUCUGGAAAUGAAAGGCAUUUCUGACUUAAUAAACACGAUGACGAAUCCUUGGAUUCACUCUGAGUUAAAAAGUUUAAUACCAAAUUUAAUUGGAUUCUUGCCGAAAUAUGCUGUUAAUUAUGUACCUUAUGAAAAAGGAUAUCUCCUUUUACAAGAAAUAGAAUCUAAAAUAGGUGGUCCAACAGUGUUCGAGCCAUUUCUUAAAUCUUAUAUAAAUAAAUUUAAAUACCAAAAUAUAACAACUAAAGCAUGGAAGGAUUACUUAUACGAAUAUUUUUCUGAAAGAAACAAGGUAAUAAUUUUUCAAUUAAAUGUAAGCAUAUAUGUUUUCCAAUCGUUUUAAUUUUUUUAACUAUUAUAUUAUGUAUAUUAUUUC